This is a messenger RNA of Amphibalanus amphitrite, 2180 nucleotides long. RefSeq lists its product as uncharacterized. The transcript has 5 exons. NCBI's taxonomy places the organism in Eukaryota, Metazoa, Arthropoda, Thecostraca, Balanomorpha, Balanidae. The record is from RefSeq and is a predicted model, not a curated record. The coding region runs from base 159 to 1691 and encodes 510 amino acids.
CGGCCGCCUCUCAUCGCGCCGGCCAAUCGGCGGGCGCGGUUCAGCCGCCGCCGGCCGGCGCCAGACGCGGUCGGCAGGACGGAUCGCCCGGGGCGUUCGCGGCGCUCGCGGGGGCGGCCGGCGCGGCGCGCGGCCGCAAACCCGCGCGUGCCGUCACCAUGGACGCUGGCGAACAGGAGACGGCACCCGUGGAGCCUGUGCGCGCCGCGCCGCGGCGCCCCUCGGAGAAGUUCACGGCAGCAAUGCGCACGUUUCUGCUAUCCCAGGUGAUGGAGCGCUGGUCCGUGGUGACCGACGUGCGGAUCGACGACCGAGCCGUCUACAGCAAGCGGCGUGCCUGGACCGAGAUUGCCGCCCAGUUCGGACAGCGCUUCCCGGGCAGCGGCAAGACGGUGCAGCAGCUGAAGGAUCUGUGGAAGCGGCACAGCAUCCAGUUCCGGCGCGAGAGUCGCGAGGAGUUGGCGCUGGAGGAAGCCACCGACAGCGCCGUGCCUAACGAGCUCAUGUUCCAGAAGCUGCUGGAGUGGCUGGAGUCGAACCCGGGCGAGGAGGGCGGCGGGGUCCCGGACAGAGCGCCGCCGGUCGACGAAGGGGAGCCGGAGCCCAAGGAGCCUCGUCGGACUGAGGAGGCUGUCGAGAAGGUCGAGGUCAAAGACGAGCCGCCCUCCACACCGCCCAGGGUGGACACGCCGUCCGCCGACUCCGGCGGCUCGGCAGAGGAGGCCGCCGGCCGACGAUCAGCCGAGAUCCUCUCCAGCGCCGACAAACACUACCUCAUCAUGCAGUGUUUCCGGGCUUACGACAUCAUCGGCAGCACCCGGCUCGACUCUCCGGCACUCCGGCAGAAGCGGAAGACCUGGGUGGAGAUCUGCACAGAGUACAACCGCAAGUUUGGCAGGAACCUGGGCAUCAGCACGGUGAAGGGCGUGUGGCGGCGCUUCGUGAAGCAGCGCAAGGACGACCUGAUGAAGACGCUGAAGCUGCGGAACAAGGAGGAGGUGACGGAGGACGCCCUGCUCGAGGACAUGAAGGCGUUCCUCUCCAGCUACCGGGAGGCCCACGGGGUAGAAGAGAGCGACGACGUGCCGCUCUACAAACGCAUCAGGGCUGACGUGGAGGAGAGGCCGCUGACGGCGAGCCACCGGUCUCAGCGAAUGUCGCCUGAGCAGAUUCUAAACCAGCUGCGGCGGCUGACGCCGGCGCCACCUCCGCUGCGCGCCGCGAACGGUGCUGCCGCCAUGCGGCGACGGCCGACAACUCCGUCCGAUGAGCCGGACGAGGGUCUGAUGUCCGAGGAGGAAGAAACGGCCGAGGGGAGUAUGCUGGAUCCCCGGGACCGUCUGGGCUGUGACGUCAGUAUUACUAUGGUGGAGCCGGAGAGCCGGCCCCCGUCAGGCGGCGGCCGGCCCGCCUCUCCGUCCGCCCGGCCGGCGGCGGCGCCGACAGCGCCCCUGGCGGCGGCUCCCGGAGACACGCUCUCCGAGAAGCUGGAGAGGGACCGUCACCGGCUGCAGAUGGAGCAGCUGCGCGAGCGGCACCAGCUGGAGCUGCGCCAGCUGCGAGAGAAACACCACUGGGAGGCAGAAAAGACGCGGCUCGAGGCCGAGAUCCUGAGCAUGCGCAGAGACUACUGGUGCCUGCUGCUGGAUAGGUGCCGGGCGGGGGUGACGCCGCACCCCGCACAACUCUAAAUGGAGGGGGACCCAGCACCCCGCACAGCUCUAAAGGAAGGAGUCCCGGCACCCCGCACAGCUGUGAGGGGCCAAGGGUUCCAUCCAGCAGACCGAUCAGCUCUGAGGAGGGCACACCCCACUGAACAGCUGUGCUAAGGAGACAUGGGCCAUGACACUGAGGUGUGUGGGAUUGGGUCUUUCGUGCUGACUGUCGUUGCAUGGUGCCUUUGGUUCUCACAGGGCUAUUGGUUCGUGACUGUCUAAACUGCGUAAUUAUAUAUGGCUGUCUUCCUUUUCUCAUAUGUUGCUGUUGCUUGACGUUCGGUUGGUUGUGAAUGACUGUGGGUUUCGUUUGCACGUUUAACAAGAAUGUUAUGUUCCGUUUGCUUGUGUUGGGUGAAUUGAUCGUGUUUUUACAAUGCAUACUGACUGCUGUUGAUUCCCAUGAGUUACUUGCUAAUUGUGUACUAGAUUGGUGUCUUUUUAAAUAAACCGCACACAUCUUGA